This is a messenger RNA of Anolis sagrei ordinatus, 1384 nucleotides long. It is a transcript of the gene SHISA3, whose product is annotated as shisa family member 3. Lineage: Eukaryota; Metazoa; Chordata; Lepidosauria; Squamata; Anolidae. The record is from RefSeq and is a predicted model, not a curated record.
GAGGAGCCACGUGAGGGCCUGAGGGAGCCGUCUCCCUCUCUCUCUCCUCUCUCUGGAAGCAGCCAUGGCCCGCCGUCGCCUGCUGCCUCUGCUGCUGGGCUGCUGCCUGGCGUGGCGCUGGGGCCGGAGCGGGGCCCAGGAGGCGGCCGGCGGAGGAGGAGGCGGUGAGUACUGCCACGGCUGGGUGGGCGCCUCAGGCCGCGCCGCCGAGGGCUUCCUCUGCCCGGAGCGCUUCGACGCCGCCGACGCCACGCUCUGCUGCGGCUCCUGCGCCUUGCGCUACUGUUGCGCCGCCGCCCAAGCCCGCCUCCAGCAGGACGCCUGCACCAACGACCCCCGCGCGCCCCACGCGCCGCUCCCGCCGCCGCAAACGCAACCAAUCUAUGUGCCAUUUCUCAUCGUUGGAUCGAUAUUUAUCGCUUUCAUUUUUGUGGCCUCCUUUGUCGCUGUUUAUUGCUGUACGUGUUUAAGGCCCAAGCAAACUUUGCAGCAGCCAAUGCGAUUCUCCCUUCGAAGCUACCAGAUGGAGACUUUGCCCAUGAUCCUGACCUCAGGUAGCUUAAGGACUCCAUCGAGGCAAUGCAGUUCUGCAACUAGCUCCGGUUGUGCUGCUGGCUCUGUCCACAGGUUUUCCUUGGCCAAGCCAGAGUCUGGGUGCCUCGCGACCUCUUCGCCUCCGCCUUAUACAGCUGGCUGUUUACCGAUGGGCCAUUCUGUCAGCCUCUCUCAGCCUUCUGGAUUUUUGGUGUCAGCACCACACUUCUCAUAUCCUCUUGACUCGGAGCCAUCUCCGAAUGGAAAGAGUACUGCAGAUCUGAGCUAGAAAAGCAUUUCUGAAGCAACACGUUUGCAAAGCACAAUGAACUUUAUGAGGUUUUCAUUGUUGGACUUUCUGGUGAUGAGAUUGAAAACCACUUGACUGUGUGAGUUGCCCUUUUUCAAAGUGCACAUUUUUGCAGGAAAUGUUUAAAAGCAGCAUGGAUUUGAAAAUACCGAUCUUCACUUUUUCACUGUGAUGUUAUGUUGCUUCCUAAACUCUUACUUUCAAGUUUGUGUUUAAAACUAUGCAUCUAAUAAUGUGAACCAAAUCCCUGCAUAUACGAGUAGAAUACUGCUUUAAAACUGUGAUCCUGUACGCACUUAAUUGGGAGUAUGAAUGAAGUGAAUUUUAAAAAUUUGCAUUUUAAUAUAAAUACUUCUUUAAUACACAGGAUUUACAUGGCUUUUGGACUUUUCAAAUGCUGUGAUAAAGCGUUCUGAUAAACAAUGCUGGAAUUAAGAAAAUAACACAAAGUGCCAUAUAUUAGAGGACCAUGUUUACAGCAAGGACAUACUGUAUUGCUAGAUCUGCAAACUGCUGUGUACACAAAAACUCCAAAAUUAG